UAAAGGUAUAAAGUUAACAGAAGAUUAACAGUGUGGCACUUAACAUUUGUCUAAUUUUAUAUUUGCUUUCAACUCGUAUAGACUCUUCUCCAUGGUCACAGACUCCAGUUUGUUUCUUUCUUUUAUUAUUCAAAAGUAUAAAAUCCAUCUGACCCCUUGCUGCUCUUUCAACAGCCGAAUGCUCACCAGCUCUUCAAACUUCUUUCAAUGGGACACCGCAAUUGAAUGAAGAAAGGCAAAAAUGAAAGCUGUGUUUAUGUGCAUGGAAUUGUCACCUUAUCAUAUUGGCUGAUCCGAGAAAGACACAAAUUAAGGACUAAACGGAAAGGAAUGAAGUCUUGUCGGUGUGCCUGGAGACGUGAAGGAGAGACAGAGAGAAAACGCUGCCCUUUACUGUUAGGCCUAGAUGGGUGUAAAAAAGGAGGAAUGUGAGGCCAGCAUGAAUAUUAUGGACAAAAGGACACCAAAUGUUAAGGAGGAGGAGUGUGAACGGGAGUGUGUCCAACCUAAACAGGCAAGUCUGGACAUUAAGGAUGAGGAAUGUGAACUGGGGUCAGUGGGCAUUAAAGAAGAGGCUGAAGAGGAGUCUGUCAACAUUAAGGUACACAAAUCCAAAAGAACUGAGAGUGUCAAGGAAGAACAACAAGGUGGAGCAGUGACUGAGUUAGUCUGUUCUCAAUUCAGACACUGUCCAUCACCAGAGUCUCUUAUCAAUGUGAAGUCUGAAUCAUUAGAGUCUGACACAAAAAGGACUGAAGAAGUUUCAACUGUUAGAACUCCGGAAGAUCAGCCAUCAACUUCAGGGAAAUCCACAAAAGGAGACCAACAUAUGUGCUGUUCUGAAUGUGGCAAACAGUUCAAGUCCAGGGGAUAUCUUCGGAUCCAUCAAAGAAUUCACACAGGAAUAAAGCCUUAUUGCUGUUCUGCAUGUGGCAAGACGUUUUUACAAAAGGGUACUCUUCAUAGACACCAAAGAGUUCACACAGGAGAGAAGCCUUAUAGCUGUUCUGAAUGUGGCAAUCGCUUUUCACAAAAGCGCGGUCUUCUGAGACACCAAACAAUUCACACAGCAGAGAAUCCUUAUUGCUGUUCUGAAUGUGGUGAGAGGUUUUUGAAAAAUACUGAUCUUCAGAUCCAUCAAGUCAUUCACACGGGAGGGAAGACUUAUUGCUGUUCUGAAUGUGGCAAGCACUUUCUAAAAAAGAGUUUACUUCAUAGACACCAAAAAAUUCACACAGGAGAGAAACCUUAUUGCUGUUCUGAAUGUGGCAAUCGCUUUUCAGUAAAGCGCAGUCUUGUGAGACACCAAACAAUUCACACAGUGGAGAAUCCUUAUUGCUGUUCUCAAUGUGGCGAGAAGUUUUUGAAAAAGAGCGAUCUUCAGAUCCACCAACGAACUCACACGGGAGAAAAGCCUUAUUGCUGUUCUGAUUGUGGUAAGCAGUUUUCCAGAAAGAUCCAUCUUCAAGUCCACCAAAUAAUUCACACGGGAGAGAAACCUUAUUGGUGUUCUGAAUGUGGCAAGCAGUUUUGGCAGAAGAGCAGUCUACAGAGACACCAAAGAUUUCACACAGGAGAGAAACCUUAUUGCUGUUCUGAAUGUGGCAAUCGCUUUAAAGAAAAGGACAGUCUUCUGAACCACCAAACAAUUCACACAGGGGAGAGACCUUAUUGCUGCUCUCAGUGUGAUAAGCAGUUUUCCCUUCAGAAGAAUCUUCAUAGACACCAAGGAAUUCACACAGGAGAGAAACCUUAUUGCUGUUCUGAUUGUGGCAAGAAAUUUUUGCAAAAAGCGGCUCUUCAGACCCACAAAACAAUUCACACAGGAGAAAAGCCUUAUUGUUGUUCUGAAUGUAGUAAGUGCUUUUCGCUCAAAACCAGUCUUCGGAUUCACCAAAGAAUUCACACUGGAGAGAAGCCUUAUCGUUGCCCUGAAUGUGGGAAGUGCUUUUCACAAGGGAGCAUUCUUUCGACCCAUCGAAAAAUGCAUAAUUGAGAGAAGCCAUAUUGUGUUUCUGAAUGUGCCAACUGUUUAUCACAAAGGAGUCAACAUCAGCGCCACAAGAGAAUUAACAGUGGCAUCACCACACAAGCGUACCGUGAGUAAGAAAAUAGCAGAACCUGACACAGUCCAGUGUGUAUGUGAAGAUAAAGACGAGACCAAGUACUGCUAGUUCUACACAACUGGACAUGAGCUCUCAACUGAAGUGCAUCCUGGGACUGCUUGUGCAAAACUACAGUGCAGAAAUGUAAUUUUGAUUUCCAAAUUAGAUAACUGAUGCUAAUUUAGGAUACCUACCUGGAAUACUUAAAAAAAGUAAAGAAAUUAGUGUGGAGAAAUUAGAAUGCCUCCAAAGAACAGCAAAAGAAGAAAUAAUAGAGGAAAGGAUGCUAGCAUAUAUCAGAUGGAUGCAUCAGCAGAGAAUUGCACAUAAAAAUAUUUACACAUUGGAAAAUCUGAAAUGAACAUCCACAUAUGAACAGAGACAACCAGAGAAAUAUUUGCCAGAAGUGGAAUGUCCUGAGAAGUAAGCGAUUCUCAAACAGUGCAGUGCUAACAGUAAAGCGAGGAAGAGGAGUUGAGAAGGGAUGACAGCUGAUUGAAGGUGAGAACAAAGCUUUACACUUAAAAGAAGUUGAAAGAAAACCACAAGUGAAGAUCACCCCAAUGGAUAAAGAAGACGGGCAGUGAGUAUUAAAAAAAAUCAACAGGAAAAACAGCAUGCAGUUACACAGACAGACAAAAGUAAAUCAGUAUAAGAGAACACUGCACAAGAAGAAAUGACGCAGUCGCGAGAGGACAAAGUCAUUCAGGAACUUAAAGAAGGACUUACUGAUUUCCGUACACCUAUCUGUUAAGAAGAGAAAAGUGAAGAAGAAUAGCAAAUGAUCGUAACCGGAUGGAGGUGGAAAUCAGCAAAGGUCUCUCAAUUUGAUAUUCCAAGGAUGUUUUUUUUUCUGCAGAUUUAAACAUGUAUUGUGAUUUUUUUUAAGUAUUGUGAU
Molecule: messenger RNA, 3003 nt
Organism: Polypterus senegalus (gray bichir)
Lineage: Eukaryota; Metazoa; Chordata; Cladistia; Polypteriformes; Polypteridae
Product: gastrula zinc finger protein XlCGF26.1-like
Exons: 3
Coding region: 407-1996 (529 amino acids)
Biological process (GO): regulation of transcription by RNA polymerase II
Cellular component (GO): nucleus
Molecular function (GO): DNA-binding transcription activator activity, RNA polymerase II-specific; protein binding; RNA polymerase II cis-regulatory region sequence-specific DNA binding
Source: RefSeq, a predicted model, not a curated record